Messenger RNA from Lipotes vexillifer (Yangtze River dolphin), 2094 nucleotides. RefSeq names its product PIF1 5'-to-3' DNA helicase (gene PIF1). The transcript has 13 exons. Bases 69 to 1994 code for a protein of 641 amino acids. The record is from RefSeq and is a predicted model, not a curated record. Gene Ontology annotation, biological process: telomere maintenance; DNA repair. Lineage: Eukaryota; Metazoa; Chordata; Mammalia; Artiodactyla; Lipotidae. Gene Ontology annotation, molecular function: DNA helicase activity.
CUUGUUCGCCCGAGUGCUGGCGCAAGUGAGUGUUCACCCGAUCCUAGAGACCUGCAGAGCUGGUGGCGAUGCUGUCGGGCACCCAGGCAGUGGCAGCGGAAUGCGCGGACGCGGAGCUGCGGUGCCGUGUUGCUGUGGAGGAGUUGAGCCCGGGCGGGCAGCCGCGAAGGCGCCAGGCCCUACGCACCGCGGAGCUGAGACUGGGUCGUAACGAGCGCCGCGAGUUGAUGCUGAGGCUGCAGGCGCCCGGGCCCGCGGAGCGGCCGCGGUGCUUUCCCCUGCGCGCCGCGCGCCUCUUCACGCGCUUCGCCGCGUCCGGGCGCAGCACUCUGCGGCUUCCCGCCGACGGCGCUCCCCGGACCGGCGCCGUGCAGCUGCUGCUCUCCGACUGCCCCCCUGACCGCCUGCGCCGCUUCCUGCGCACUCUGCGCCUCAAGCUGGCCGCGGCCCCGGGUCCCGGGCCGGCCUCCGCCCGCACGCAGCUGCUUGGCCCGCGGCCCCGCGACUUCGUCACCAUCAGCCCGGUGCAGCCCGAGGAGCUUAGGCGCGCGGCGGCCACCUGGGUCACGGACUCCACGCCGGUGAAGCAGCCCACGGAGCCCCGGUCCGGGGCCAAGCCCAGCACCGAAGUCCCAAGGUGGCCCCUGCCUGUGAAGAAGCUGAGCUUGCCCCCCACCAAACCAGAGCUUUCCAGGGAACAGGCUGCUGUGCUGAGGGUUGUCCUGAAAGGCCGGAGCAUUUUCUUCACUGGGAGUGCAGGGACGGGGAAGACUUAUCUGCUGAAGCGUAUCCUGGGCUCACUGCCUCCCACAGGCACUGUGGCCACUGCCAGCACGGGGGUGGCAGCCUGCCACAUCGGGGGUACUACCCUCCAUGCCUUUGCAGGCAUUGGCUCGGGCCAGGCUCCCCUGGCCCAGUGUGUGGCCCUGGCCCAGCGGCCAGGUGUGCGGCAGGGCUGGCUGAACUGCCAGCGGCUAGUCAUUGAUGAGAUCUCCAUGGUGGAAGCAGACCUAUUUGAUAAGCUGGAAGCCGUGGCCAGAGCUGUCCGGCAGCAGAACAAGCCAUUUGGAGGGAUCCAGCUCAUCAUCUGUGGGGACUUCCUGCAGCUGCCGCCUGUAACCAAGGGAUCCCAGCCCCCGCAGUUCUGCUUCCAGGCCAAGAGCUGGAGGAGAUGUGUCCCAGUGACCCUGGAGCUGACCGAGGUGUGGAGGCAGACAGACAAGACCUUCAUCUCUCUGCUGCAAGCUGUGCGGCUGGGCAGGUGCUCAGAUGAGGUCACCCGCCAGCUCCGGGCCACGGCUGCCCACAGGGUGGGGCGAGAUGGGAUUGUGGCCACGAGGCUCUGCACCCACCAGGAUGAUGUGGCCCUUACCAACGAGAGGCAGCUGCAGAAACUACCAGGUGAGGUACACAGCUUUGAGGCCAUGGACAGUGACCCUGAGCAAGCCCGGACCCUGGAUGCCCAAUGUCCCGUUAGCCAGCUCCUUCAGCUAAAGCUGGGGGCUCAGGUGAUGCUGGUGAAGAACUUGGCAGUGUCUCGGGGCCUGGUAAACGGUGCCCGAGGGGUAGUAGUUGGGUUCGAAGCUGAGGGGAGAGGGCUGCCCCAGGUGCGGUUCCUGUGUGGAGUCACCGAGGUCAUCCGUGCUGACCGCUGGAUGGUGCAGGCCACUGGGGGCCGGCUUCUCAGCCGGCAGCAGCUGCCCCUCCAGCUGGCCUGGGCCAUAUCUAUCCACAAGAGCCAGGGCAUGUCCCUGGAUUGCGUGGAGAUCUCUCUGGGCCGUGUGUUUGCCAGCGGCCAGGCCUAUGUGGCCCUUUCCCGGGCCCGCAGCCUGCAGGGCCUAUGUGUGUUGGACUUUGACCCCAUGGUGGUUCGCUGUGACCCCCGUGUGCUGAACUUCUAUGCUACCCUGCGGCAGGACAGGGGCCUCAGCCUGGAGUCCCCAGAUGACGAUGAGGCAGCCUCAGACCAGGAGAACGUGGACCCGAACCUUUGAUCUGCAAAGAGAAGACAAAGGGUGGUCGCCCCCUCUUCCUGCUCCCUGGUGGGCCAGGCCCCAGGGGAUACCUGGGGGAGGGUAGUGAAUGUCCCUUUCU